AUGCAAGGAGUAAAUAUCUGGAAAAACCUCGACGAGUGUGCCUUCUAUGAGAACACGAUCAUCUUGGAGUUGCUAGAUCGGUCACAGGAAGAAUCGCCGACCAAUAUUGUUAAAGCGGAACGCAGAAGUAAUCCUAAUAACACUAAUGAAGUUACCGAAUGGUUCUGCGACUUCUUGGACGAUUUUGCGCUCAUUGCGGCCGGCCCCGGUGGAGCGUCUAACGUGACGGCUGCCUGCCUAGAAAGAGAAGAGCUGCCAACGAGGACUCUCACGGUCCGAGUGGCAAAGAAUGAAUCAUUCAAACCUUCAGAGAUACAAUAUCUCGAGGGAAUCAUGACAAUCGUGAACAAAGUCAGAAAUGGAGAUAUGCAAAUCCAGAAUGCCCAGGACGAGUGCUCAGAAGCAGUUUUGAGACACUGUGGCGCUCGUGUGAAGAGAUAUAUCACGUCGCUCAAAGAACAUCUUGAUUCUAUUGGCAUGGAAUUUCUGACACGAAAUCUUAUGCCACACCCAGUGUACAGAACUUCCAAUCCUCAUCGCGAAUCAAAGGAGGACGAAGGGAGACUGGGAGCAUAUUGUGUAGAUACACACCUUGACUAUAUGCGACUUUCAUACGAACGUUGGAAGGAUAUGGUUGACCUGGUAUAUCGAAUCUGUUCUGCAGAAGAUCAGCAAUCAGUGCAUUCUCUCGCAGGAUUGACGUACCAAGUACGCCAAUCUUCAUCCUUUCGAUACCUUCUUGAGUCCACAGUUCACAACCAUUCCAACGUUGUGGCGAAAGUGGUGGAGAGAAUUGGAAAGAUCUCCAAAUUCUAUCGCAGUGCAGUCACCCUUGUUCGAGUUGCCGCCAAACAUUGCCAGGACAUAGACCGCUUUCGUUUCAGGACCCUUGCGUCUCAAAAGCGAGCCAUCAAUGUGUUAUCUGUCAGUAAUCUCAACAACUUGAUAAGUCGCGUCCCGCCGGCUUCAAGAGGGAGACUUCAAACCCAGGCCGGAAAUGCCCAGCGACUCUUGAGACGUUGGAGGCAUUAUGUAUUGCACGCAGAAAUGCAGCUGCUCCUCUUCUAUGAGACGCAGCCAGAAAUCCAAUUAGCUGAUAACUAUAUUGGUAUCAGCAAAAGGUCUUGUUACCUUUGCGCAACAUUCAUUCGUUUUCACGGAAAAUUCAUCAUGGAAGGUGUCCACCAACAACUGUAUUGCCUGUGGACCAUUCCUUCCACGAUUGCAUUUCGAGACACGAUGCGAGAAAACCACUUCCUGACCGCCUUGAGCAAUCUCUGUGAGAAUGUAAAUUCCAAGGUCAAGGCCAUAUCAGCUCGACAUUACUCACAGUACCCUUUUCAUGGGGAAUCUAUAGCCAAUUUCUCCCGUGAUAGCCUGUUGAGCACCGUGAAAACGGCCAGAACGCUGAUCUCAGGCAUCCCACUAGCCCCGAGCACGGUCCAGAAUACGCUCGAUACCUUACUUCGUAAUGGACCUGCUGCGGUCGAUCUGCAGCGGUCUUCACACCAAGAUAACGAAGAAAGGUCUAAUACCACCGCUGAUGUGCCCCCAUCGGAAGAGCAGACAGUCGAAACACGACCGGAUAAGAUUCCUUCCACAGAGACAAAGCUUAAUGACGACAACGUCUUCGAAGAAUACGCAGCUCGCCAGUUUGAGAAAUUCCCCGGAAUGCCUAACCGAGUUGAGCAUUCCUUGCAAACUUCAACUUUGAGGACAGAAAACAAAUCGUUCCGCUGCAGCGAAUCCAUGGGUGAUUUGCAACUUUCUAUUGAUGCGGUGCAGCCAUCUCAGGUCUCUGAAAGUGAUUUGUCUCAGGUUAUCGUUGAAAAGAGCUCGAAAGAGAACGACGGCAGCGUACACAAGCGGAAACUGAGCAACAUGUGA
This is a messenger RNA of Endocarpon pusillum Z07020, 1887 nucleotides long. RefSeq lists its product as uncharacterized. The coding region runs from base 1 to 1887 and encodes 628 amino acids. Lineage: Eukaryota; Fungi; Ascomycota; Eurotiomycetes; Verrucariales; Verrucariaceae. The transcript is spliced from 2 exons. The record is from RefSeq and is a predicted model, not a curated record.